This is a messenger RNA of Drosophila elegans, 907 nucleotides long. Its product is annotated as probable G-protein coupled receptor Mth-like 7. NCBI's taxonomy places the organism in Eukaryota, Metazoa, Arthropoda, Insecta, Diptera, Drosophilidae. The record is from RefSeq and is a predicted model, not a curated record. The coding region runs from base 24 to 872 and encodes 282 amino acids. The transcript has 6 exons.
GUGGAGUCGGUUGUAUAUUCGAAAUGGAAGAAUACUUUUCGGAAUUGAUCGUCACGGCAAUAUCGUUGGUCUGCAAUAUCCUUACAAUUGCAGUAUAUCUUUACGUAAAGAAGCUACGGAAUGUGAUCGGCAAGUGCCUUAUCAGCAGCUUGUUCUGGCUUUCGCUACUGUACCUUGUAAUGAUACUAGACUUCACUGAACUGUUUACAAAUUAUUUAUUUGAAGAGUUCUGUAUUAACUCCAUAAUUUUUACAUAUAAUUUAUGGAACUCUAUCAUAAGCUUUCAUCUGUGGAAAACUUUGAGGUCGCUCAGUGUCGAAGAACCACGUCAUCAGUUCCUGAAGUACAGUGCCUUUGUCUGGGGAACAACUGCCGUCCUGAUCGCAGUCGAUUUUCUAAUCAAAGCAUUUUAUGAUGACAAUCCGUCGUUAUGGAAUAUUUUUAGAGGAAUUGGCUGUGAGCCCUGCUUUUAUAUACUAUUGCUGUUCCUAAAUACAGCAAAUUUGACCAUGUUUAUUCUAACUGGUCUGCAUAUUCGAAAAAUAAAAAAAGAAACAAAAAGGUUUGCUCAAGAUAAGGAGACUAUAACAACCUGUCUUAACUUCGAUAUACAGGAGUACCUACAGCUUCUGCGGAUCUUUUUCAUAAAGGGAGUGUGUUGGAUCCUCAACACAGUAUAUUAUUUUCUAGAUCAACUCAAUUAUGGUUACACAGUUCCUGAUGCUGUCAGGUAUCUUCUUUGCGGUUUCGGUAUUAUAGUUUUUGUGCUUAUCAUCCUCAAGCGCAGCACAUUUAGUUUGCUUAUGGAAAGCAUUCGUGAAAAUCGGAUGAAGCUUUUUGGCCGUGCUCCCAGGGUUAUGAAUCCUGCUUAAAUACUUGUAGCUUCCAGCACUGACAUAUUUUGGUU